CUAUAAAUAGCAACUCAUUUCAUCAUCUCAAACACCAAGCAAACAACAUUUUCACUACUAAUUAGCCACAUUCAAUUGUUGAGAGAGCUAAUAACUUUGAAAAAUGGCUAAGUCUGCUAUAUCCUCCAUUGCUCUUGUUCUCACAUUGAACAUCCUCUUCUUCACUAUGGUUAGUUCCACUAAUGUCCCAUGCCCACCACCCCCACACCCAAAGCCCCAACCUACCCCUACACCCUCCACCCCCGCUACCCCCUCUACCCCAUCAACAAAGGGUAAGUGCCCAAUAGACGCACUAAAGCUAAAUGUGUGUGGAAAUUUAUUGAAUCAUUUGGUUCACCUUGUUAUUGGAAGUAGCUCAGCUAAAACUCCAUGUUGCUCUCUAAUUCAAGGACUUGCUGAUCUUGAUGCUGCUGUUUGCCUUUGCACUGCUAUUAAAGCCAACGUGUUGGGAAUUAAUCUGAAUGUUCCUCUUUCCCUCAGCUUGCUUCUCAACAACUGUGGAAAGAAUGCACCCAACAACUUCCAAUGCGCAUAAGACAUUUCCCAAUUCAUCUUUCUUUCAGUUCCAGAAAAUUUCCAAUUCAUAUUUCAGUGUGUUUUUGGUUUGUAUGCUUAUACUAGUUGCUUAUUUUCAAAUGAAGUAUACUUUUUGUUCUAAUUGGUGAGAAGGGAGGCAAUUAGUUGCCUUCUUUUCGCUGUAUCCGAUUUUCAUGAAAUAAAUGAUAUCUUUUGGAGUUUA
Messenger RNA from Lycium ferocissimum, 739 nucleotides. RefSeq names its product 14 kDa proline-rich protein DC2.15-like. The transcript has a single exon. NCBI's taxonomy places the organism in Eukaryota, Viridiplantae, Streptophyta, Magnoliopsida, Solanales, Solanaceae. The coding region runs from base 104 to 535 and encodes 143 amino acids. The record is from RefSeq and is a predicted model, not a curated record.